AUUUCCUAUCAGGUGAAUGCUUUGGAUGGAUAUAACCGCACAGCUCUGCACUAUGCAGCAGAGAAGGAUGAGAGCUGCGUGGAGCUGCUGUUGGAGUACGGGGCCCUGCCCAACGCCCUGGACGGCAACAAGGACACUCCACUCCACUGGGCCGCCUUUAAAGAUAACCCAGAGUGUGUGAGGGCCCUGCUGGAGAGCGGGGCCUCUCCCAACGCCAGGGACUACAACAAUGACACGCCUUUGAGCUGGGCAGCAAUGAAGGGCAACCUGGAGAGUGUCAAGGUGCUUUUAGACUACGGCGCCCAGGUCCAUGUCACCAACCUGAAGGGCCAGACCCCUAUCUCCCGCCUGGUGGCCCUGUUGGCCCGGGGCCUGGGCACUGAACAGGAGGAGGAGUGCCUGGAGCUGCUGUGCCGGGCUGCAGGACGCUUUGAGAUCCGCCGGGCUGACGGCACGCUUCCCAAGGAGCUAAGUAAGGAUCCCCAGCUGCUGGCCAGGCUGACCAACAUGGUGUCUCAGGCUCCCACUCUGCGCUCUCUGUCGCGCUGUGCCAUCCGCCAGAGUCUCGGGGUCCAGUUCCUCCCCACUGCUGUAAAAGAGCUUCCUUUACCAGAGACAAUCAAAGAAUAUUUACUGCUGAGAGACUGAAGGGAUGAAACCUUUGGGGAGCUCUCAGACCUCACUAGCUUUUUUAUUAGCUCAACAGAAAGCAUUUAUUGGCAAGGGAGUGUCAUGGUAUUGUGAGAUACUGUCUGGAAGUGGCCCGUCAUUCAUCAAACUUUGCAAAUGAGUACAGAUGUAUGCCCCAGGAGAGAUGUUCAAACCCCCAAGUCUUUAUUUUGAUUAUCUAUGAGGAAACUUCUUAAUUAGCAGUGCAUUCGUUUUAGUGUGAUCAGUUUCAGUUGUUGGAAGAAGACUGCCCCAGUUCAUGUUUAUAUUGUUUCUACAGCUGAAAAUGAUGCACAUGUAACAUGUAGAAGUCUCUUCUCAGCCCUUGCAGUACAGAGAAAAACUAUAACAUCAGGUUUUUUAGGCUUCAUGUAGGCUUAUUAUUGAUUUUUCAUUAUGCAAAAUGUAUUAUGUUUGUAUCAAUGUUACAUUUUAAUACUUAAUUAUAAUGUUAUUAUGGUUUGUCACAGAGCAUGAGGGAAAUCCUAAAUGUUGAGUUUGGUUGUAGAAUUAGUAUAUGCUCAUUGUGAGAUUUAAAUGUAAGAUAAGAUAAGGGCUAAAGUGUGAUGAUGCAGGCAGUCAGGUCCUGAAAUAGUGCUCAAGAAUGUUAUGUAGUGUUUAUAAUAGUUGGAGGGGCCAUCUUUCUCUCUAUGACAUCCCAGUGAACUCACUAUCACUUUUGCAACACCAAGGAAAGACAAAAAAUAAAAGUUGAAAAACACUCUGCCCAGCAUAGAAGAUGUUGUGUGCGAUGGAAACAGCUUUGUUUGUGAUGUAGCAAUGACAUGUUGUAACAACAAAAAAAUUAGGUUAAAAUAAGUUUCUCAAAAUGUGCCAGACACAUUGUUCUAGUCCUGUGUUCAACGCUGUUAAAAGUGACGUCCACUAGCCUGCUUUCAUAUGCGAUUUUACUAUUUAUUUUGGCUUUUAUUUUAAUGAAGAUGCAGUUGCCAAGGAGGAAUACAUGUUUUUUCUUUGUUUGUGUUACAAUGGAUGUUCUCAGUCUUACCUUGCAAAAGAAAAGGUUUUCAAAUGUGUUCCAAGGUCCUCAUUAUUGUAACAUAUGUUUAAUUUAAAUGUUAGAACCAAGAAAUGGCAUGAUUACUAAGUUUUUGUCCUUGAAAGAUUCACUUAAUAAGCUUGAACGAUAUAUAUUUGCGUUUGACAUCUGAUCAUUUCUGUGCUUGUUUUUUUUUUUUGUCGGGCUGCUGUAUAAAAAAAGAUACCUUGGAUUAUGUCUUGUGUACAAGUGCUUUUUCUGUGUCAAUGAAAGUAAAUGCUUUUUUAUAUUUCAUUUAUGUUCUUCUCUCCAUUGUUCUUCAAAAAAUAAAUCUGCUGUUUUGACAUGUAA
This is a messenger RNA of Notothenia coriiceps (black rockcod), 2020 nucleotides long. It is a transcript of the gene asb8, whose product is annotated as ankyrin repeat and SOCS box containing 8. Gene Ontology annotation, molecular function: protein binding. The transcript has a single exon. Lineage: Eukaryota; Metazoa; Chordata; Actinopteri; Perciformes; Nototheniidae. The annotation marks the transcript as partial. Gene Ontology annotation, biological process: intracellular signal transduction. The record is from RefSeq and is a predicted model, not a curated record.